CAACCGAGGGCCGUCUUCGCACAUGCCUGAUUUCUAAUAAACUGAGAACUGUUUGGGAACCAAGAAUUAUAAGAAAAGUAAGGAACUUUCGUAGCCAAGACAUUAGACUAUUUCCUUGAACGUCAGAAACCGCGCGAUGACGUUUUACGUAAUGACGAAAAAGAAUCACUGAAUCGCUUUUUUGAACCGUCUGAAAGAACCGAUUGGCAGAACUGCACCAAGUAGAUUUAGAAAGUUCUUUUGAUGGCUUUAUGUUGCGAUAAAUAAAUGUUUGGCUUGUACCAGAAUGUGCGGGAGAACGGCUUGCACUCUGGCUCCGAAUGAGCUCAGUCGUGCGGCUCGCUAUCGAGACAGGACGGGUCAACCACACAGUCCCCGAUGGAAGGACGGAGACACUGACAAAUACCGGCCAUCAUACAACAAGAGUCCUCAGUCCUUCAGCCCUGUACUGCUGUCCAACAGACACUUCAACAAGGAUGCCCCGGUAGAUGAGUGUGUGUUGGCAGCGAUGCGCUGGGGUCUCAUCCCGGCAUGGUUCAGAGAGAAUGACCCCAGUAAGAUGCAGUACAACACCUCUAACUGUCGCAGUGAGAGCCUGCUGGAAAAGAAGUCUUACAAGGAUCCUCUUCUGAAAGGACAGCGCUGUGUCAUUCUAGCUGAUGGCUUCUACGAAUGGAGGCGAACGGAGAAAGAGAAACAGCCUUUCUUCAUUUACUUCCCUCAAAGCCAAGGAGGUCAAGUGCCUAGUCAACAGAAUGCACAGAAAACAAAAAGUGACCAAAGUUUGGACCAAGGAGAGAGUAAUCAGGACGACAGUGACUGGACGGGGUGGCGUCUUCUGACAAUAGCAGGGCUCUUUGACUCCUGGACUCCUCCUUGUGGUGGAGAGACAUUGUAUACUUACACUGUUAUUACUGUAGACUCCUCUCCAAACCUUCAAAGCAUCCAUGACAGGAUGCCGGCUGUGCUGGACGGAGAGGAUGAGGUAAGACGGUGGUUGGACUUUGGAGAAGUGAAGUCACUGGAAGCAAUGAAAUUACUACAUCCAAAGUCUUCCUUGACCUUUCACCCAGUCUCCUCAUUGGUCAACAAUUCCCGCAACAACUCUCCAGAGUGUCUAGAGCCUGUAGACCCCACAGUUAAGAAGACUGUUCAACCUACAGCCAGCAGUAAAAUGAUGAUGAGCUGGCUGAAAACUGCUUCACCCACUAAGAGGAAGAAUCCUGAUGAAGACACUUCAGAUAAAGCACCUGAAGAAAAGUCUGCAGCAGAGAAGCAAACCAAGCCGGCUGGGCCUCUCCAGCAGUGGCUGCUGGGAUCGGGUUCCAGAAAGAAACCAAGAACUUGAAAACAGAAUCACAAUGUUCUUCAGAAUGAUUUGAAAUGCACCUUGACGUGCCUAAAAAUGUUUGUUAAAAGUAGUAGUUCACCCAAAACUGAUAAAUUGCUGAAAAUGUACUCGCCUCAGGC
Carassius carassius (crucian carp) is the source of this 1470-nucleotide messenger RNA. RefSeq names its product 5-hydroxymethylcytosine binding, ES cell specific (gene hmces). The record is from RefSeq and is a predicted model, not a curated record. Gene Ontology annotation, molecular function: single-stranded DNA binding. The coding region runs from base 287 to 1348 and encodes 353 amino acids. NCBI's taxonomy places the organism in Eukaryota, Metazoa, Chordata, Actinopteri, Cypriniformes, Cyprinidae. The transcript has 7 exons. Gene Ontology annotation, biological process: DNA damage response.